CGGUUCUUAAAAUCUUUGUUUCCGCGGCGUGCGAGCGCUUAGGCUGUCCGUCGACGAUUCGCCACACGUUAACUUCGUAUCUCCCACUACCAUUCUCCUAUCUCCGCAAUGGUAUCGCGUUCCAGCACAAUAGUCCGUUUCCAGUGAGCACUGUUCGCUGUCAGCAGCCGAGUCAGCUGCCAGGAGGAACUCGUUCCAGCGAUCGAAAUCGAUUCAACGAUCGAUAACGCAGGUAAUGCCAUCAUGAGCGAACACGCCUUGGACGCUGCCAAUUGGCUGGACCAUCUGAUCCCGAAAGUGACCGCGAACCUCGACAACGACUUCGACGAUGCACGAUACGAUCUGUUGUCGCCGGACGACACGUUCUUCGUCUCCAGCAUGUGCUUCGUGAAGAUCAUAGCCAACUCGAGUCGCAAGGACGCGCCGAAAGACAAGUCUCUGAGCGUCGUGGUGAAGAAACCGCCUCAAUCGGUCGCUGUCAGAGAGAUGUUGUCAGCGGAUGCUCAGUUCCACAACGAGAUCCUCUUCUACAGAAAGUACGCGAUGGACAGCGACGAGUUUCCCCGUUUCAUCUACGCGGACGAGAAGCCGCCCACCGACACGGUCCUCGUUCUCGAGAACAUCGGUCAGUGGGGUUACAGUCUCUGCCAAUGGAGGUACAACGUCCCGGUGGAGUACACCUUGGCGGCGUUCCGCGAGAUCGCGCGGUUCCACGCGAAGGGCUACGUGAUGAAGCAACGACGCAGAGAAGAGUUUUUCAAAUUGGUCGGUGACAUUUGGGAGAGCAGGUACGACAAGAACCCUGACAACGGGAUGAAGCUGGUGAUCAAAGCCACGGCGACCAGGGCGGUGGAUUACCUGAGGGACCACGGCCACGACAAGCUCGCCUGCGACAAGCUCGAGGCUUACCUGGACGACGCAUACGAGAACAUCGUCCUGAAGAGCAUCGAGCCCGAGGAGCCUCUCUCCACCCUCUGUCACGGCGAUUUCACGCUGAACAACACAUUCUUCAAGAGAGAGAACGGUCAGGUCAAGGCCAUGUUCAUCGACUUCGCGUUGAUGAGAUACGGCUCGCCCAUCAUCGACCUGACCACCUUCUUGUGCCUUCACUGCGCGGAGAACCUCGACAAAGAGAUGCUGGACACCGUUCUCAGAGCGUAUCACGACUCUCUGGAACAGCGUCUCGCGGAGGACGGGAUCGAAGACUGUGAUAAAUUCUCGUACGAAUCGCUGCGCGAAGAGUACAAGAGGAAGGGGCUGCUUGGUUUCAUUAUCGCGUCGUUUUUCCUGGCUCUGCUGAUGGGCAAGAGCGACCAGACGCCCGAGGAGUUCGCGGAACUCGACGUGGAGGUCUGGACCAGAAUAAUGCGCGAGCUGGGCGGGGACGAGAUCUCGGAGAUCCUGGCCAACUUGCUGCUGAAGAUGCAGGAGUUCGGGUGUUUGGAUCAUGUGAUGUAAUUCAAUGUCGCGGAUCGCCUGGAUACAUCGGCAGCUCGUAAAUCCACGCGACUGUCCUCCCACGGAUUUCCGGAUCUCGCGGUAUAAAUCAGCGCGCUUUUCUAUUAAUCAGCCCAGUCGCUGAUCCU
Messenger RNA from Colletes gigas, 1586 nucleotides. RefSeq lists its product as uncharacterized. The record is from RefSeq and is a predicted model, not a curated record. The transcript has 2 exons. Bases 244 to 1458 code for a protein of 404 amino acids. Lineage: Eukaryota; Metazoa; Arthropoda; Insecta; Hymenoptera; Colletidae.